AUGUUUGCUCGAUCUGUGUCCAUUUCUCUUCAUCAGGCCUUCAUUAACGUUGGACGUCCGUUCCGCCUCUUUAUUCGUCCAAGUUUCGCAAAGAAAAAGACUUGUUCAAAUUGCAUUACAUACGCGACGUUUUUUUUUUUCUCUCUCGUAAUUGUAUCUUGUUUUAUUGAUAUCUAUCUAUCUAUCUAUCUAUCUAUCUAUCUAUCUAUCUAUCGUUUAAUUCUAUCCUCCCAUUUCUUCUAUCUAUUAUCUAUCUAUCUAUCUAUCUAUCUAUCUAUCUAUCUAUCUAUCAACAGUUUCACAUCUUUCUAUCUAUCAACCCCGUUUUAUUGCAAUCUAUCACCCCAUUCAUAUCUAUCCAUCUCUUUGCUUCAUAUCUAUCAGUCUUUUAAAUGCCACAACCGUUUUAUUGCUAUCUAUCCAUCUAUCUAUUUAUUGUUUAAAUCUAUCUAUCUAUCUAUCUAUCUAUCUCACACUGCUUAA
Molecule: messenger RNA, 483 nt
Organism: Acanthosepion pharaonis
Lineage: Eukaryota; Metazoa; Mollusca; Cephalopoda; Sepiida; Sepiidae
Source: the annotation of a GenBank genome assembly